Solanum dulcamara is the source of this 616-nucleotide messenger RNA. Its product is annotated as ethylene-responsive transcription factor 13-like. The record is from RefSeq and is a predicted model, not a curated record. Gene Ontology annotation, biological process: ethylene-activated signaling pathway; regulation of DNA-templated transcription. Gene Ontology annotation, molecular function: DNA binding; DNA-binding transcription factor activity. The coding region runs from base 16 to 579 and encodes 187 amino acids. The transcript has a single exon. Lineage: Eukaryota; Viridiplantae; Streptophyta; Magnoliopsida; Solanales; Solanaceae.
CUUCCAACUAUAACAAUGCAUCAAGAAAUAAUUUCAACUGAUUUUGAUCUAAGCAUUCUUGAUUUUGAACUAGAGCAUCAAAUCAACGGCUCCAACACAGACUCAAUCUCCUCCGAUUUAUUCGUUGAUCAUAUGUGGGAGAAAGUAGACGAAAAUGAAGAUAAUAUACCUCGUUCAUCAUCACAAGUAUCGAAUAACUGGAAGAGAUACAGAGGCGUGCGUAGGCGAUCGUGGGGAAAAUUUGCUGCCGAAAUUAGAGAUCCGAAAAGAAAAGGCGCUAGGCUUUGGCUCGGAACAUACGAGACUUCCGAGGACGCGGCGUUGGCUUAUGACCGAGCCGCAUUUAAAUUAAGGGGUACGCGGGCCUUAUUGAAUUUUCCUCACUUGAUUGACACGAACGUCGCUGAGCUGAACAGAGUUCGGCCUAAGCGACGUUCUCGCUCACCCGAAAUUAAUAAAAAAGAAGAAAUUCCGAGUCCUAAAAGGAGAAAUCCUCAGCUAAUAAACAGCCUAGCUAAAGCUAAUAAUAUCAUACAUAUGUUUGAAAUCACUAGUUGGGCAUUUUAUCCUCAGGGAUAAAAAAUAAAUAAAUCAUUUUCUAAGUUUGAAUUAAAAA